ACCACCACGGACGAAGAGCAGAGCAAACGGAAUUCUACCCCGUCACGUCUUCCGCUUGCUUUACUCAUUCGAGCGCGAAGAAGAGGAGGACGACGACGACGGCGAAAAUGGACGUCCCCGGCGCGAUCGCCGCCGACCGGCCGACCGUCAUGGUCACCAACGACGACGGCAUCGACGCCCCCGGCCUGCGGUCCCUCGUUCGCGUCCUCGUCUCCUCCGGCCGCUACAACGUCCAAGUCUGCGCUCCUGAUUCGGAAAAAUCGGCUGUUAGCCAUAGUAUCACAUGGCAGCACCCUCUUGCGGCUAGGCGAGUGGACAUCGAAGGAGCAACUGCAUUUGCAGUCGCAGGCACACCAGCAGAUUCUGCUUCAUUGGGAAUCUCUAAGGCACUUUUCCCAUCAGUCGCUGAUCUGGUAAUCAGUGGUAUUAACAUGGGUAGCAACUGUGGAUAUCACAUUGUAUAUUCUGGCACAGUUGCUGGUGCUCGCGAGGCGUUCUUCCAUGGGGUGCCCUCUAUUUCAUUAUCAUAUGAUUGGGUGUUUGGAGGCAUACGCAGCGAGCAAGACUUCACACUUGCUGCUGAGGCUUGCUUACCUAUUAUUGGUUCGAUUUUGUCUGAGAUCAAGAAGAGCAGUUAUCCCAGAGAUUGUUUCUUGAAUAUAGAUCUGCCAACAGAUGUUGCAAAUCAUAAGGGCUAUAAGCUCACUAAGCAGGGGAGAAGCAUAAUCCAGAUGGGAUGGAGACAAGUGACCUCGGACAUGCAUGGAGGGAAGAUGUUAUCGACAAUGACAAUGGAUAUGGAUUCACUGGUGUCGACAGAAGCAGAUGUAUCAUCUACGUCUCAGGAACAUCUUCUAUUUAAGAGAGAAGUAAGAGGAGCCCAAGUUGAUGAUGAUGCUACAGAUCAUCGAUUUCUGAAGGAAGGAUUUAUCACUGUUACGCCCCUUGGUGCUCUUUCCCCAGCGAAUGUGGAAUGUGAGGCCUUUUUUAAGGAUUGGCUGCCAAAUGUGGCUUAAUGCCCUUCACUGGCUUCCUAACGCUGUUAGAUGCCUUUUGUGACUAAUAAAUAUGAGUUGAGGAUUGCUUCUCUAUGUGGAAAUUAUAUACUUCAAACUCAAGUUAUUGUCAAGGUCAUUCAUUUUUUAAGCCAUGUCUUGUGCCAUCUCUUUGCCUGGGAAUCUUAAACUUCGGUAAAUGGUGUCAAUGUCAAGUAAGAAUUGUACGAGAUCUCAAUUUUCCCAGUUAAUACAAAUGGGGUCCGUUCACAUUUGACUACUGAAAAUAAUGGCAUCUUCCCAAUGCAAUUUAUGUGCAGGAUUGAUCUUAA
Eucalyptus grandis is the source of this 1327-nucleotide messenger RNA. RefSeq names its product 5'-nucleotidase SurE. The record is from RefSeq and is a predicted model, not a curated record. The transcript has 10 exons. Gene Ontology annotation, cellular component: cytosol. Lineage: Eukaryota; Viridiplantae; Streptophyta; Magnoliopsida; Myrtales; Myrtaceae. Gene Ontology annotation, molecular function: nucleotidase activity. Bases 108 to 1016 code for a protein of 302 amino acids.